ACAGGGGGCUGGUUGGUGGGCAGGAAGGGACCGGCGGAAACAUCGCAAGAUCUGCUGCGUCGUCUGCGCGCAAAAGCCCCCGAAGCACACUCUGCAAAAGCUAAGGCUGCAGAAUGUUUUGGGCAGGAGAAUCCCUGAAUGGCCUCUGAGGCUCCCUUUCCUUCUUCUUCCCUCCCAGGAACCUGCAGCUUCUGAGCUCCACAGGAAGGACCAAAGAGGCUGAACCUGAAAACCUAGCAAGGAUGGAAGGAGGAAGAUGGACAGUUGACCUUAUCAGACUGCCUCCUGCAUCCUCCCCAAGAACCUCUGGGCAUUUUCUCCCAGGGCCCUCAGAGACAUCUGGAAGGUUGAAAGCGGCUGAACCUGCAAACCGAGCAAGGAUGGAAGGAGGAAGAUGGACAGUUGACCUUAUUAGACUGCCUCCUGCAUCCCUCCCCAAAACCUCUGAGCAUUUUUUCCCAGGGCCCUCAGAGACAUCUGGAAGGAUGAAAGUGGCUGAACCUGCAAACCUAGCAAGGAUGGAAGGAGGGCGAUGGACAGUUGACCUUAUCAGACUGCCUCCUGCAUCCCUCCCCACAACCUCUGAGCAUUUUCUCCCAGGGCCCUCAGAGACAUCUGCACGUGAUGGAAACAAUAGUCAGAAUUCCGAGAAGUCACCUGGAAUUUUAUUGAAGAAACCAUUUAAAUGUGUGGUGUGCGGAAAGUGCUUCAUGCAGAAGACAAAGUUUACUUCUCACAAGCAAACUCACACAGAGGACAAACCAUUCAAAUGUAUGGAAUGUGGAAAGUCGUUCAGGCAGAAGACAUACCUUACAGCACACCAGCGAAUUCACACAGGGGAGAAACCGUUUCAAUGUAUGGAGUGUGGAAAGACAUUUGCUGAUUCUGGAACCCAUAGAAAACAUCAACGGAUUCACACAGGAGAAAAACCAUUUAAAUGUGUGGAGUGUGGAAGGAGCUUCAGUCAAAGUGGAAACCUUAAAAAACAUCUACAAAAUCACACAGGGGAGAAAACUUUUAAAUGUUUGGAGUGCGGAAAGAGCUUCAUUGAUCAUGCGUCCCUUAGUUCACAUCAAAUAAUUCACACAGGGGAGAAGCCAUUCAAAUGUAUGGAGUGCGGAAAGUGUUUCAGACGGAACCAGCACCUUACUGUACACCAGCGAAUUCACACAGGGGAGAAACCCUUUAAAUGUAUGGAGUGUGGGAAGACUUCCACGGAUAGUGGAAGCCAUGCAAAACAUCUACGAAUUCACGCAGCGGAGAAGCUAUUUGAAUGUAAGGAGUGUGGAAAGUGCUUUAGCCUGAAGUCAACCCUCACUUUACAUGAGAGAACUCACACAGGGGAGAAACCAUAUGAAUGUAUGGAGUGUGGAAAGUGGUUUAGCGUGAAGUCAACCCUCACUUCACACCAGCGAACUCACACAGGGGAGAAGCCAUUUAAAUGUAUGGAGUGUGGGCAGACUUUCACGGAUAGUGGAAGCCAUAGAAAACAUCAACGGAUUCACACAGGGGAUAAACCAUUUAAAUGUAUGGAGUGUGGGAAGACUUUCACAGAAAGUGGAAACUAUACAACACAUCUACGAAUUCACACAGGAGAAAAACCAUUUAAAUGUAUGGAGUGUGGAAGUUGCUUCAAUCAAAGUUGCAACCUUAAAAAACAUUUACGAAUUCACACAGGGGAGAAACCCUUUAAAUGUACGGAGUGUGGAAGGACCUUCAGUCGUAUUGAUGCACUUAGACAACAUCGAUGGACUCACACAGUGAAGAAACCAUGAUAGCUUUAUCAUGUAUAAUGAGAUCCAUGGUUUUAAGUUUGGUAACUGCUUUCCAGACUCUUAAACUUCUGUACUCCAUAAAAGGUAAAGGGACCCCUGACCAUUAGGUCCAGUCGUGACCGACUCUGGGGUUGCGCGCUCAUCUCGCAUUAUUGGCCGAGGGAGCCGGCGUAUAGCUUCCAGGUCAUGUGGCCAGCAUGACAAAGCUGCUUCUGGAGAACCAGAGCAGCACAUGGAAACGCCGUUUACCUUCCCGCUGUAGCGGUUCCUAUUUAUCUACUUGCACUUUGAUGUGCUUUCGAACUGCUAGGUUGGCAGGAGCUGGGACCGAGCAACAGGAGCUCACCCCGUUACAGGGAUUCGAACCGCCGACCUUCUGAUCAGCAAGCCCUAGGCUCAGUGGUUUAACCACAGCGCCACCUGGGUCCCAUAGGCACACACAAAUGUGAGCUCUCCCUCCUCCCUCUGUCUCCCUGUGGGGGGGGGGCAGGUAAGCCCCACCUCACAUAAUUGAUCUCAAGACAAAGUGCAUGCACACUAUAUGAAUGACAAUGCCCAUCAACAGGAAAGCAAAAUGAUGCAUACAUAAAACUAUAGCAAACAAGAGAAAAUGUACAUAAAAAAACCCCAUUUAAUUCAAUACAGUAAUGUAUUUGCCAAUACAGUAAUGUCUUUGCACCUUAGGCAGGUUGGUGUGCAAGCAGGUGUUCAUUUGCACACCAGACCUAAACCACAGAGCCUAAGGCUUGCCGAUCCGAAGGUCGGCGGUUCGAAUCCCCGCGACAGGGUGAGCUCCCGUUGCUCGGUCCCAGCUCUUGCAACAAUCCCUCAUGUGAUGGGACUUCCCCACCUCCUCAUUUAAUGUGCCCCCUAAAUAUGUGAGAACUCACUGUCAAAAGGGUCACGAUAACCAGGAUGUACUUCAAUUACACACUCAGCAUGGUGUGGUCAUUUUUGAGCAGUAUGCACACAUGAAACUUCCUCCUAUUUGUUCAUUUCACUUAUGAAUUUCUUCCUACGAAACAACAAUAAGAAAUAAAUAGAAGCCUUUCAUAUCUGAAAACAAUUAAAAACAAUCCUAAACAGUAUAUAAAAACAAUUUCAAAUCCAAUACAGAUACAGACUGUGAGAAAGUUCUCUGCUUAAGUGGCUGGUUCAGGAAGAAAGGUAUUCAAAAGCACCAAAAUGUCUGAUAUACCGUGUUUCCCCUUUUUUAAAGCGUAGUCAUAAAGUAAGCCAUGGCAGCAUUUUUAAGCAGUUGCGAAAGAUAAGACAUACCCCGAAAAUAAGACAUACCUCCAUGCCGUGUAUGAAAACUAACACCCUCCUUAUGGCCACUACUGGCAGUAAGAUGUUGCUGAAUUAGACUGAGAUCCUAUUUAAGUGACUGGAUUUUUAAAGUGCGACCGCCGAGCGCACCAGCCGGGUUCCCCCAGCCACUCUGGGCGGCUUCCAACAAAACAUUAAAAUACAGAAAUCCAUCACACAUUAAAAGCUUCCCUAAACAGGGCUGCCUUAAGAUGCCUUCUAAAGGUCUGGUAAUUGUUGUUCUCUUUGACCUCUGGUGGGAGGGCAUUCCACAGGGUGGGUGCCACUAUCGAGAAGGCCCUCUGCCUGGUUCCCUGUAACUUGGCUUCUCGUAGUGAGGGAACCGCCAGAAGGCCCUCGGCGCUGGACCUCAGUGUCCGUGCAGAACGAUGGGGGAGGAGACGCUCCUUCAGGUAUACUGGACCAAGGCCGUUUAGGGCUUUAAAGGUCAGCACCAACACUUUGAAUUGUGCUCAGAAACGUACUGGGAGCCAAUGUAGGUCUUUCAGGACCGGUGUUAUGUGGUCUCGACGGCUGCUCCCAGUCACCAGUCUAGCUGCCGCAUUCUGGGUUAGUUCUAGUUUCCGGGUCACCUUCAAAGGUAGCCCCAUGUAGAGUGCGUUGCAGUAGUCCAAGCGAGAGAUAACUAGAGCAUGGACCACUCUGGUGAGACAGUCUGCAGGCAGGUAGGGUCUCAGCCUGCGUACCAGAUGGAGCUGAUAAACAGCUGCCCUGGACACAGAAUUGACCUGUAAUGCAUCACAACUUUGGCAGUGUCAAGCCUUGGGCGGAAUUCUUUGGUAAUUUUCAUAGAGGGAGGGGCGUGAGGUGGAGACCUUACCCCCCUUGCGGCAACAAGAUCGGGGUAUUGGGGGAAGCCUUGACCAUGCCAAUAGGCGUCAUCACUUCCCCCUUCCAGCGGCGGUGAACAGUGGGCGGGCUCUCUCUGCUUGAACAUAUGUUCUCCGGAGCCAGCCCCAACCUCCAUACAUGUGGAUGACCCCAAAGCCUCCCAGAACCCUGGCUGGGGGCUGGGAAGGAUAACGCCCAAUGCCUGAACCAAGGUCUCCCUACAUCUGAAUCUUUAAAAAGUUGUGGCCAAUUUGAAUCCCAUAGCACGUUGUUAUGCGUCUUUAUUCCGCUCAGCGGGUUGCCUGGGGGUUUGGGGGACUCCGCCUGUCCACGCAAAAGCUGUGUGACACCCAUCUUCUCAUCUACCCUGCCUGCCUGUUUUCCCAUGUUGUGGUUCUAGACAUUAUUUAUUUGUAGUAGUAGUAGUAGUAGUAGUAGUAGUAUAUUUCUCUCCUGUUCGUCCUCCCAAAGGAGCCCAGGACAGCAAACAACAAAGCAGCAAUGCCAGAUGGGCGGGGUACAAAUAAUAAAUUAAUAAAUACAAAUAAAUAAUAGUCUCCUUCUCUGGAGGUCUUUAAGCGGAGGCUUGACAGCCAUCUGUCAGGAAUGCUUUGAUGGUGUUUCCUGCUUGGCAGGGGGUUGGACUGGAUGGCCCUUGUGGUCUCAAAUAUAUAAAUAAAAGGAUGUCAUAUAGAAGAGGAUGAAAGGUUGUUUUCUGCUGCUCCAGAGAAGCGGACACGGAGCAAUGGAUUCAAGCUACAAGAAAGAAGAUCCCACCUAAACAUUAGGAAGAACUUCCUGACAGUAAGAGCUGUUUGGCAGUGGAAUUUGCUACCAAGGAGUGUGGUGGAGUCUCCUCCUUUGGAGGUCUUUAAGCAGAGGCUUGACAGGCAUAUGUCAAGAAUGCUUUGAUGGUGUUU
Zootoca vivipara (common lizard) is the source of this 4855-nucleotide messenger RNA. RefSeq lists its product as uncharacterized. Gene Ontology annotation, biological process: regulation of transcription by RNA polymerase II. Lineage: Eukaryota; Metazoa; Chordata; Lepidosauria; Squamata; Lacertidae. Gene Ontology annotation, molecular function: RNA polymerase II cis-regulatory region sequence-specific DNA binding; DNA-binding transcription factor activity, RNA polymerase II-specific. The record is from RefSeq and is a predicted model, not a curated record.